AUGGCAGGGCCAUCUUCACAGUUGGUGGAUUGGAGCAACGAAUAUGAAGGCGUUUGGUUCUACGUACCCGUUGAUCGAGACGAGCGAAUCGCGGAGCUUUGGCUUCGAAUUGAAGAUCGCGGCAAUACAUAUACAUGGCAUCGAAACUACAAAUGUCUUGUUAUGCGUACGAAUAAAGGCCGGAGCUUUGUUCUCGGUUUGCAAAGUGGAAAGGCCAGCAAGUUCACCUAUCAGCCGAUCACUACGUUGUCGCUGACCGAUCCAUCUCGAAUGCUAUAUUGCAGGACCAAAACAAGGUUCUGGUUGGGCUUUGAACAAGCAACGACUUGGGACCAGCACGACAUCGGCAUUUCACUUCCAAAUUCACCCAAAUCCACUCCUUACAAAUUCAAAGAGCUCAAUUCAUCGAAUGCUGAGCUUCGGGAUGUCAGGGCAGUUGCUGUAUGCCGAAAUUGGAGAUACUCUAAGGAUGCGGGAAUUGUCGGCAUGCUCCUUACAUACGCCGAUGGCCAUCAACGAUCUCUCGGGCAAAUCCGUCUCGAUUACAUGGAGGCGCCUCUCACGGUUUCUUCGGGAAAGAUCUGGCUUGGUUGUGACAAGUCAGAAAAAAAGCCUCUCCCUAAUGGCUUCUGGCCGCGGACAUUCAAGAUCAAGUGGGUUGAGGUGGAUAAGCCUUUGCAGGAUAAGAACCGGGAGUACUUUGAACUACCGCUUACAGGCUCUCUUAAAUGGGAAAGCCACUCGAUCGGGGACCUUCACUCAGUGUGUCAUCAUGAGAGCAGCGAACUGCAAAAUGAGAUGGAUCAGGUGCUAGCCCUGGAGCUGGGCCAGUCUGCUGGCCUCUCUGGUGGCUCUUCCGACAACCCCUUCGAUUCUGGCCCGGCACGAGAUCAAGAUCUUCCCAGACCAGGCUCUCCUGUGGUUCGUGAACCACGGAUGUUCAAGAUAUGCGGUCUCUGCAAGUUUCCAUUUGAAGAACGACAGGCUGUCAUUGGCUACAUGGAUACCUCACCUCUUACCUGGAGCGACAAAUACUUCCCAGACGGUGAGUCGUACACUUCAGUAUCACACGACAAGGGAUUCCAUGCAGCUUGCGUUGAAAUUGUAGGCGAUAAUCUAUCUGCCAAAGGUUUCCUUGAAUCCUGUACAUGGAACAUCCUUGACCGCGGAUUCCAUGAUUCAUUCACUCAACCACCGCCCUCUUUUGUGGCACUGCGCACAGGACGUCUCAAAUCAUCGCUUGCCCUGGAGCUCACGCACGCCAUCAGCAAUCGACUUCCUAUCGAAAUAUGCGAGAGAGUUGCAACUUACUCCUUGAGCGACAAGACUCCACCUGGAUGCCUGGCAACAUCGGGAUUCUGGUCGCAAUUACGUCAAGUCCCUGUCAACCAUUCGUAUGAACGAGAACGACACGAAGAUUUUGGUGGCCGAGCCCAAUUUCUCGUCAAAGAUGCAGAAGUCACCUCCAGUCGACAACAUCAUCUUCUACCUCCUGUGUCUUGGACUAAGCGCCGCACAAGGUGGAUCAAGGAAUCGAUUGCUGCGGACCUGAGACGCGCUAUCAACGGUGGUCUUCCAGAAGAGAUAUGCCAAUACAUUGCAAGCUUCUAUAUGCGUGAACGCGCAUGUCUCAUUCUACGAGAACCUUGGCUGGACCCAAACCGUCCCAACUGUUGGAUUAAAAGUCUAUUCAUUGGGAGAAACAGCUCUAUUUGGGCCCAGAAUAUGGAAGUCGAAGGGCUGCGCUACGUCAGGUCUCUAUCGGCCCGCCGCCUCACCCAACAAGACACCUUGGUCUUCAAGGCCAGAUACAGGAAGAGGGGCGCUCGCAACAGACCUGAGGCUUUCUUAGGCAUCUAUUACUCUGAGGACCACGGGGGAAUCCGGGAAGUGAUCAUCACAGAGGAUAAUGAGCUGCCCUCUCUGAACAUGGAACCGGGUCUCUCUUGGAGCAUUUCUCGUUAUCAAAACACUCCACUGCAAUUCGGAUUACGGCAUGAUGACAUCAAGCUACGCUUUCUGACAGUCGCCCAAACUCUUGAGCAUGAUAUGAGGUACGAACAAAGAUCUUGGGGAGUUCUUCCAGAACGAUUUGAUUCAUUUCCACAAAAUGGUGACGGUCGUCGGAGAUGCGUUGGACAAGUACGUCUCGAUUGCCUCGACCUUCCCUUGCCAGUCUACUCAAACAACUUCUGGCUUGGCUUGGUGGACAUGGACGACAUAGAACCUGAGGAAUUUUACCCAUGGCAUAUGAGAGUCACCAGCCUUUAUCUGUCUGAGCCCGUGCCUAACGAUAAUACGAGGUACAUCAAAAUCCCAUUCAGUGGAAGACUUGAGUGGGCAGUUUUCGGCUUCGCUAGUGCUGUCCGACAAGUUGAGGGAGGGGAGCCGUGCGAUGAAAUUGGUCAAGUCAUGGUCGGUAGGAAGAACGUCUUGGACUACGCAAGCCCAGAUAUCAAAACAUUCGCUGUGCCGAUUCGAGGGAGGGAGAACCGAUCUUGA
Messenger RNA from Fusarium odoratissimum NRRL 54006, 2502 nucleotides. RefSeq lists its product as uncharacterized. The record is from RefSeq and is a predicted model, not a curated record. Bases 1 to 2502 code for a protein of 833 amino acids. The transcript has 6 exons. Lineage: Eukaryota; Fungi; Ascomycota; Sordariomycetes; Hypocreales; Nectriaceae.